This is a messenger RNA of Rana temporaria (common frog), 1692 nucleotides long. Its product is annotated as transmembrane protein 102-like. The coding region runs from base 245 to 1462 and encodes 405 amino acids. The transcript is spliced from 4 exons. The record is from RefSeq and is a predicted model, not a curated record. Lineage: Eukaryota; Metazoa; Chordata; Amphibia; Anura; Ranidae.
GGUGACGAGGAAAUAGACAGGUAAAGGGGGCGGGGCAGCAGAGCACACAGGUGAGAGUUCUGCCGUCACAUCCAGGAAGAGGGGGGGAUGGAGAUGUCUGUUACCGGAGGAGACACGUAAAUCACAGACAGGUGGCGGCACUUAUGUCCUGUAUGAAGUAUUGACAUCUUAUGGGGAACCUGGCGACCCGCUGCAUGCCAGGACCGAGGAAGUCUUGAAUGUCUAAACCUCUCCAAACAGAAGGAUGACCUCGUCUGCCCGGCCUCUGACGGACGUGGAUUUCUGUUCUGGUUCUCGUAUCGAAGAGAUAAACAAACUCCUGGAGGAGCUGGAGAGGAGAGAGAGCAGCACCCUGCAGGAGAAGGAGGUCCUGCAGAGCUGUGUGCAGGCCAAGGACCUCAUCUUCUCCUUAGUAGGUCAGAUCCAUCCUCUGCCAUCUCCGAACGCCUUCCUUCUCCUCUCCGGUGGACUGUGCUCUGGACUUCUUGAUGUUUCCCCAACUGAUUUAGGAACACGGACCCCCUUCAUUUCGUACUCCAUCUCCUAUACACUCCUAGUCCCCAUCCUUCGUCUACCAUCCCCCGAUGUCCUGUCGCAGCCAUGUCCAUGUCAUUACCACCUUCCCAUAUCUCUCUGGGAGAAGCCACAUCCAGAGCUCGGCUCUGACGGCCCGCACCUCACCCCAGACCAUGUAUCUCAAUGGUUUCUGCCUUCUUUCCUCUCAGCGGUGUCCAGCCUCCGUGAUUCCUCCCCUCCUCUGACCCUAGAGAGGGCUGAUGUGUGGGGUAACUGUGCCUCCAUCUUGCUGUCUACAUCUAGUGCCCUCCUCAUUCGCUUUGACAUUGUCCCCGUAGUGGAAGUUCGGGGUUGGCCCCCAGGGGCUCAAUAUCUAGAUGACUGGUUAGGUGAAGAUGGAGUCCCACCUCAGGUGUUCCAUCUUCUCCCAUGGGGAGCUGAGGGACAGUGGAGGGUGGGCUUCCCAGGUGUUGAGCUUUACAUGCGACGAUACUUACACCCAACACAGUCCAGGGUGCUAAGAGCCUCCAUGGCUGUGUUGGGGCCCAUACUCCAACAGCACGGAGGUCCAGGUCCAUAUAUAUUAUGGAUCACCCUCAUCCACGCCUGUGAGAGGCUACCACAAGGGUACCUGUGCCAAGGGCAGAAUGCGGCCUCCUGUUUUCUUGGGCUUCUUGAGGAGCUUUCCCUGUCCUUCCUUCGAGGCUCAUGCCCCAACCCAUUCUUACCAGGAUGUGAUCUGCUAUUGGGCUCUGCCCAGGGCCACUACCUUGCCCGUAAGGUGUCCGAGGUAAGAACACAGCCAGUAUACUACCUCCGUGAGGUGGUGAGGGAGGCCAAGGAGGUGGUGAGGGAGGCCAAGGAGGUGGCGAAAGGGGAGAAGGUGGAGAAGGAGGAUAUUGAGGAGGAGGAGGAGGAAAGGGGGUCCAGCUGUUACCCCAGCUAGGGUAAUGAUACCCUCAAAUAGCACUACAGUGGAACCUCUGAUUGCAAGUAACGCGGUUAACAAACGUUUCUCAAUAGGAGCGCUGUAUUUAAAAAAAAUACUAACUUGGUUUGCAAGUGUUGUGUCGCAAAACGAGAAGGAUAUAGGCCAAAGAGGGGUGCAGUACUGCGUUUGGCCUGGGGUGGGGGGCGCCUGUGCCAUUUGGGAAUGCUCGGAAAGACACGGAAACA